GCGGCAAAUUCAAGAUGGCGUCCGAAAUACGUCGACGUUUGUUUCAAUGAUCAUAACAGUUAUCCACAUUUUGGUGCAAUAAUAAUUGCAAUAAUGGAUAAAGUAUGGAUAAAAUAUAUAUUUAUAACAUAGAGAACUGAAGUGUCUAUACUAUGUACCACCAUCCAAGCAGAGCUGCAAAAACUGGCCGUGUAAUAGCGAGAGAAGGAAUAAACUUUAAUCUUAACUACAGCCUUCAGGCACAGGCUUCUCAAGUUAACGAAAGACCUGCUUCGAACCCUAAACAAUCUGCAGAUUGGAAACAGAGCAAUGAGCUGACAUUGACAAGACCAUCUUCUGGUUCAGGAACAAACAUAAAUAGGAGUUCAAAGUUUAAUAACAUUACUAAAGCAUUUGUAGAUCAUGAAAAGACACGAGUACAAGAAAGACAGGCCUCCUUGUUACAAUAUUCCCACUCUGUCCCUGAUACAUCCCAAGAUCCAAGACAAACCUAUGCUACUCCAUCAUUCCGUGAACUUCAUAAAGUCCAGCGACAGAUUCUUCACCAGUCCUCCAAUGCUCAUGACAACUGCUCCACAGCUCCGCCAUCACAAAACAGCAUCAAUGCACAGCAGUCUGUUGAAGAUGAAGCUGAAGGGUAUCAAAUACGACAAGCUUUAAGUGCUGGUACGCAGUCUAGAUUAGGUGACAAAAGCCAAGUGUUUCUUCCAGGUGAUCGGGUAAUCUUCGCCGAAUCCCCGUCAGUACCCGGUGUACCAAUAGUGUACCGAUUACCGGAGGAAAGACAGGCCAACCCGGACAGACUUAACCUUGACAGGCGGCGUCUCACUGUUUGCCCAAUACUUGAAGGAGAAGACAAUCUUAGACUGCUGAACUUUCAACACAAUCUCAUCAGUAAAAUCCAGCAUUUAUCAAAUUUACGAAGGCUGAUUUUCCUAGAUAUAUAUGAUAACCAAAUAGAGGAAAUAUCGGGUCUUUCUUCUUUGAAGUCAUUGAGAGUGCUAAUGUUAGGCAAAAAUAGAAUCAAAAGGAUUGAGAAUCUAGACUCGUUAACAAAAUUAGAUGUCCUUGAUUUACAUGGAAAUAGGAUAAGUAAAAUUGAGAAUCUCAACCACCUAAAGGAGUUACGAGUUUUAAAUUUAGCUGGUAAUGAUAUCCAGCAUGUUGCUAACAUCAGUGGUAUGAUAGCAUUGGCCGAGUUAAACCUUAGACGAAACAAAAUCUGUAUUGUUGAUGAAGUUGAUCGACUUACUAGUUUGCAAAGAUUAUUUCUUAGUUUUAAUUGCAUCACAAGUUUCGAAGAUAUUAUGAGUCUAUCGCGGUCAAAUUCCAUCAUUGAAUUAUCAUUGGAUGGUAAUCCGUUCGCCGGUGAAGUCACUUAUAAACAGACUAUCCUAAAGAGUGUGCCGUGUAUCAGGCAGCUAGAUAUGAAGCGAGUUACGGAAGAAGAACGAAGAAUAGCUACUGUUAUGGCGAAAAAGGAGGAAGAAAAGAAAAAGGAAGUCAGCAAAUUGGCUCUUUUAAAGCACGUCCAUGGUAUGUCUUCUCUAUUAUCUCGAGCUGAAAUCCAGGAAAAACGACGCAUCGCUAUUUUUAACGCCCAAAAACAAUGGGAAUUAAACCAAUCGAAGAGUUUCAGAGAUGGUAGUCCCAAGACAACCUCUCACAAUUCAUCAAGUUCAGGAGUGUCCUCACUAACUGACCAAAGCGAUCCAGCUUUAUCUCUAGAURGUUCGUUAAGUAUAUGUCACCUYGCUGAAUUAGAUGGAGARACUCUUUAUCUAUACGGACCAGGAUCUUUGGACGCWCUGGAUAGGAACUGGGGAACACAGRCUGUUAAUAGCGUCUCUCUUCUCUCCAUUAAAUUUAUCGAUUUUGAUUCCAUUGUGCCUUGUUUUCAUAAAAUAAGCGUCAGAUUUCCUGCUUUAGUGGGUAUGAUAUUCACAGAAACAAGUAUUCAYAGUUUACAGCAAAUCAACGCUUUAUCAGCGUUACGCAAACUAGAUUCGUUAACUAUUAACCAUGAAGGCAACCCUGUUACCAACUACACAUUAUGGAAACCCUAUACCUUAUUUAGAUUAGCGCACUUGUCACUGAGAAAAAUUAAUGAUAUCGAGGUUACAGCAGAAGACACAGUGUUCGCUGAGAAACUAUUUGGUAAUCUUGCGUAUGUAACUACCUCGCAGCUACCACAAUCAAGGCUAUUGACCUUGCUGGGUGACUCAAGGAGAAAGAACAAUGACGACAAGUCCAAAAAGCUAGACAGUAAACACGAAAGGACAUCAUCAGCUGAGUCGGUUGGUCGAGCUGGACUACAAUACUGGCCUGCGGGCAUUGAUGACAGAAAGGSGGAGGAAUCAGAAGCAAGACAYACAUUUUCAGUAAACUUUAUCAAGGAAGUUGUUCAAGACGGUCUCUUGCUUGAGCGUAAAAGAAAAAAAUUAGACUCGUUUUUGCCAAAUUUCUUCAGUGAAUUGAUCGAAAAAACCGUCCAAGAAAUGACCAAUAUGGAUGAUCUGAUGGUGAACUCGAURGAAAAGAUUCGCCUCAAGAAGUAGACGCCGAUUUAUUUCGAUUGUGUUGGCCACAGGAGCGAUUCGAACAAUUCAAAGAACAUUGUUUUCUUAAGUGACUACGCCUUUACGCUUGGCGUAUCGAUCACGCAAGUAUUGAAAUCACCAUAAUCUAUUACUGUGUAAAAUAGCCGUGUUUUUUUUUCAUAAAAUGGCGAGGUUCUGUGACCUAGCCGCGCUGGUUGUUCAA
Messenger RNA from Exaiptasia diaphana, 2763 nucleotides. Its product is annotated as leucine-rich repeat-containing protein 49. The record is from RefSeq and is a predicted model, not a curated record. Bases 153 to 2558 code for a protein of 801 amino acids. Gene Ontology annotation, molecular function: protein binding. The transcript is spliced from 19 exons. NCBI's taxonomy places the organism in Eukaryota, Metazoa, Cnidaria, Anthozoa, Actiniaria, Aiptasiidae.